AAAGCUAAAGCUGGCUAAAUUAUUAAUUUCAAUUAGCCGUCUUACCCGCCAUCCAUGGAUUCCGAACCUCCAUUCGAAGAGGCCUACAACACCCUGGUCUUACAAAGCUCCCUCAACACAAUGAAAGAUGAUCAUAAGCUUGAUAUUUAUGUAGGGGAUUGUAAUCUGCCUUUGAUAAAUCUUAGCCAUCUAAGUUCUCAUGACCAGCUAGAGAGAGAAAGGUGCAUCAAUGAGAUUGCUCAAGCUGCAAGCAAUUGGGGUUUCUUUCAAGUUGUCAAUCAUGGAAUCUCAGUGGAAGUUCUUGAGAGCUUGGAAUAUGAGCAGAAGAACCUCUUUAAUCAACCUUUUGAAAAGAAGAUUCAAAGUAACUUUUUGAAUUUACCAUCCAAUAGUUAUCGGUGGGGUAAUCCAAAGGCCACUUGUCUCAAACAACUCUCAUGGUCAGAAGCCGUUCAUAUAUCUAUCACGGAUGCAUCAGCAAUGAGUGGGAGUACUGAAUGCAACAAUCUCAGGUUGACAAUGGAAAGAUUUGCGAAAGCGGCAUCAGAUCUAGUUAAAACCUUAGUUGAAAUUCUAGCACAAGACCUUGGAGUCCAAUUCACCUAUUUCCAAGAUAAUUGUCCUCCAAACUCUAGUUAUCUUCGAAUGAACAGAUACCCUCCAUGCCCUUACUCUUCUUCUAAGCUGGUCUUCGGACUAAUCCCUCACACCGAUACCGAUUUCCUCUCUGUCGUGUACGAGGACCAAAUCGGAGGCCUGCAAUUGCUCAAAGAUGGAAGAUGGUUUCGCGUAAAACCUAAUCCAGAAGCUCUUGUUAUUAACAUUGGAGACUUAUUUGAGGCCUUAAGCAAUGGAGUUUACAAAAGUGUCAGACACCAAGUGGUUGCUACUCAAUUUGAGAGGUUCUCUGCUGCAUAUUUCUUUUGCCCAUCUGAUGAAUCCAUGGUGGAAAGCUAUAGCCAACCAGGGAUCUAUAGGAAGUUCAGCUUCAAAGAAUACAAACAGCAAAACAAAAAAGAUGUUCAAGACAUUGGUGAGAAAGUUGGGCUCCAAAGGUUUCUUUUAUGAAAAGUACAUGACCCCAACAAUAAUGCAUGUCGAAAAUAAAGCGGUGAAAGAACAAUGAAUCAUAGCCAAUUAGUAGUGAAAAAUAAGCUAAUUAUAUUUCACUCUAUUUAAUUU
Messenger RNA from Morus notabilis, 1182 nucleotides. Its product is annotated as gibberellin 2-beta-dioxygenase 8. Bases 55 to 1068 code for a protein of 337 amino acids. The transcript has 4 exons. The record is from RefSeq and is a predicted model, not a curated record. Lineage: Eukaryota; Viridiplantae; Streptophyta; Magnoliopsida; Rosales; Moraceae.